Molecule: messenger RNA, 903 nt
Organism: Acanthocheilonema viteae
Lineage: Eukaryota; Metazoa; Nematoda; Chromadorea; Rhabditida; Onchocercidae
Source: the annotation of a GenBank genome assembly
AUGGAAGUGCAAUUAAGUGAAGCGGAAAAGGUAUUUAUAAUACAUGGGGCACAGGAAGGCUUACGAGCUGAUGGACGCAGCCCGUAUGAUUAUCGACCUGUAAUUGUUCAAACCGGUGUGUUGGCAACAACAAAUGGUUCAGCUCGUGUCCGAAUAGGUUCAACUGAUUUAUUAAUUGGUGUUAAGGCGGAACUAAUCAAUGUGGAAAACAUUGCUCUUCACCGGAAUCGGCUAAAUUUCUUUGUUGAUUGCUCAGCAAAUGCCACUCCUCUCUUUGCUGGUCGUGGUGGUGAAGAAUUCGCAGGUGAAUUGAGUGCUGCACUGGAUGCUGCUUAUGAUAACAAUUAUGUGCUUCCAGAUUUGAAAAAGUUGAUUCUGUCUCCGAUGCAUGCGUGGAAAUUGUAUGUGGAUAUCGUUCUUUUGCAGUGUGACGGUAAUGUUAUCGAUGCAGCAGCUUUAGGGGUUAAGGCAGCACUGAAAGAUACGGAAAUUAGCCAAGUUAUAGUCAGACCAGCUGAUGAGGGAAAGUAUACAAUUGAUUUGCCGGAUGAUAAUACCAUUUGGAAAUUAGAUGUAUCAAGAGUUCCUUUGUUUGUCAGUGUAAAUAGGCUUGGAAGUGCUAAAAUUGUUGAUAAUUCAUUGGCAGAAGAAGCAUGCACUCGUGCAUCCGUCUGGAUUGCUGCUGCUCCACAAUUUGGAAAUAAUCAAUAUGUGGUAAAGCGUGAUGGUUGCAUAAUUACAUUUAUGAAGCAAUGUGGUGGUGGUACUCUUGAAAUGGAUUCACUUGAAGAAAUGAUCAGUAUUGGCUUAAAAACUGUGCGGCAACUACAUGAAGCACUUGAUCGGAGAUUAAUAGACGAAAAUUGGAUGGCAGAAAAACCUUUGUCAACAUUCUUACAAUGA